UCAAACAAAGCUAUUCAUCGUUUACGGAAGUAAUAUGUCGGCGCCAAAAAAGAAAAACAUGAACACGGACAAAAAUUCUAUUUAGUAAAACCAUGAAUAUCAUAUCGAUCUACGAGUCCGAAGUGACCUGCUUAUCAAGCAUUAAAGAUUUGCAAAAGAAAUGCAUGAGCCAAAAUGUUCAGCUGUCAAAUGAAACGAACAAAUAUCUGCUUUACUCCACUUUAAAAAAGAUUGGCCCAGCAAUCGCACAAAAAGCAGUUAGUAAAUUGGUAGCCAGCGGUGCGAUCAAAUGGAACGAAGAAGAUGAUUUUGAGGUCGAAAACAUCUUGGAUUAUUACAGCGAGGAUGGUACAUACUUCUACCUGAUCAAGUGGAAGGGCUGGAGCCAUGCCCACAACACUUGGGAGCCCGAAAAGAACCUUAACUGUCCGGACCUCAUCGAAUCUUUUAAACUGAAGAACAAACUUGUUAAUGCUAGCGAACAAAAAAAAGAUAACAAGCGGAAAUUGGAAGAGGCCUCCGAGGAGGAUGAAAGAAUUACUAAGAGGAGCCGCAUUGAUGAACUGUUUAGGAAGCUUGUAGCUUGUAAUGGUGCCGUUACCCCUCUUAGUCUCAUAUCGCAGACUAGUCCAGAUAAACUCACCAAGUCAUACAAAGGAGUGAUCAAUUGCCAAGGAUUGAAGGCUCCAAAGUUUAACACCACCAGCAAAGCUUUGUUGAAUCCGAGGUCAAAAGCGUACAAGCAGAAGAAAAUUGUGAUAACUAAUGCGCUGAAAGAGUGGGAAAAGCAUUUAAAUGCUGUGAACUCUGACCCAGCCCCUAUUUUCGUGGAAAACACAGUAGAUCUCGAGGGGCCUCCAGAGAAUUUCGAGUACAUCAACGAUUAUAAAUCUGGUCCAGGAAUAGUGAUACCAGAUGAUCCAGUCAUCGGGUGCGAGUGCACAGAUUGUUUCUCUGAGAAGAAAGAGUGCUGUGCAGCACAGUUUGGGGUGGAGUUUGCCUACUUCAAGCACAAACGUCUACGUAUACAUGUUGGUCGUCCGAUUUAUGAGUGCAACAAGAAAUGCAAAUGCGGGCCAGACUGUCCGAAUCGCGUUGUGCAGCAGGGGAGGAAACAUAAGGUGUGCGUGUUUCGGACACUAAACGGAAGAGGAUGGGGAGUGAAAGCCAUGCAAAAAAUUAAGUCUGGGACUUUUGUAAUGGAAUACGUAGGAGAGGUUAUCAGUAAUGAGGAGGCUGAGAUUCGCGGGAAGACUUAUGAUUCUGUGGGCCGGACAUACCUGUUUGAUCUGGAUUUUAAUGGUGAUGACUGUCCAUUCACCGUGGAUGCAGCGGUGUAUGGAAAUGUCUCUCACUUUGUGAAUCACUCAUGUGACCCAAACCUGGAGGUGUACAGUGUAUGGAUCAACACUUUGGACCCUCGACUGCCGCGUAUCGCCCUGUUCUCACGGCGUGACAUUGAGAAAGGGGAGGAGCUUACUUUUGACUACAUGUCCAGCAAGGUGCACUCUCCACUGGAAGAAAGUGGCAUUGAAGGAACAUUGAUGGAAAACAGCAAAGAGGUAUCUUCACUUCCUGGGCCAAAUUCUGACGCUUCUGAAGCUAGGUCCUCGGAUGUGGAUGACAUUAGCUCUGCUAUUUCAAUAUCUGACAAUGACAGCUCAGUCCUCACUACGACCACUGAGGCAUCCACGUUGAAGGGUGACCUAUCACAGGGAACACUCACCGAUGUCUCAGAACUCGACCCAGACUCGGAACCCAUUCCGGACCGUGCUUCAGAAAUGGGCGAUGCUUCAACCUCGGCCCCAUCUGCUACAAAGGAAUACAGAAUGGUCUGUCAAUGUGGUGCAAAGAAUUGUAGGAAAUUUGUUUUUUAACAGUUAUAGAGUUUACUUUAUAUUAUUAUAAUAUUUCAACUUACUUGAUAGGAAAUGUAGAUUGACUUUAAUAUCCAAUUGUAAGUUUUAUUGUAUUGUUUUUACCAAACUCUUGGAUAAAAUGUAGAUAUAAAUGUUAUUAUGGUUCAUUGUAUUUGUAAUUGAGUCUGUUUUUGGGAUGGAGUUUGUUUACUUCAAAUGAUCUUGAGGGCUAUGGAUUAUAUAUAAAGGUAUUUUUAACUGUUACACGUUAGAAGAGGAUCAUGUGUUAACAGAUAUGGGAUAUUUUCUAAAUGAUCAUGAAAUUUUACAAUGCAUUUAGAUACAAAUUGUUUUUAUAACACUCCUUAAUUACAAUGACUUCUUCAGCAUAUUUUGACAUAUACACAAUGUAUCUAUGUCUGUGCGGCAUUGCUUUAUUAAAGUUUGUACCUUUUGAACAAAUCUUGAACUGUGUGCAAAAGAAGUACACUUUAUGUUUUUUUUGUAGCUCACAUAAGCAAAAUGCACUCCUGGCAAGCUUUGGGAUACCGGUAUAAACAUUGUUAAAAUAGUUCUGGUCCAUUUAAUAAUAACGUCAUGGGGCCCAAAAAGAUGCUUUAAAAAUGAAAAUUAAAAAAAACAAACAAUGAAACACCAAAUGUUAAAUAUUUGGUAUGUAGAAAUGUAGUGUGAUACAAAUUGUGUUCAAAUUAUACUUAUGUGUUUAUUCAGUCUCAAGUCACCAGAUUUGCAAUGACUUAUACUGGGAGUAUCUUUUUAAAUAUGCAGUGUUUGCAACAUUAUACUGGGAAUAUCUGUUUAAAUAUGCAGUGUUUGCAGCCUCAAAGCUGAGGCCUUUCAUAUCUGGUCUCAUCAUCUUUAGGUCCUCUACAAAAUUUGUUCAAAUUAUGCCCCACAGGUCAAAACUGGCCCACCUCUGGUUUCAUUAGUUUUACAUAAACUUAUUUACUGGAAAUCUUUUUUUUUUAAUUCUGAAACACCCAAGACUUUCAUAUUUUUUAUGUAGCCUCAUCAAGAGAUGCUCUAUAAAGGCAGGGUUUUUUUUUCCCGAUUUUAUAGUCGAAAUUCGGCUAUGUUCCCAAUCCCAAAAAGUACGUUUUUUUCCCAAAAUGUGGCAAAAAAUUCCCAAUUUCCAAAAAAAAAAACAAUUUUUUUUUUUUUUUUUUUAGAAAGAAGUGUCUAAUGCGUAUUUUAUUUCAAUUUUUAUUCAAUUACAUCUAACAAAGUAUUAUAAAAUUUUGUUCUUUUAAUUUGAAUGAUUAUAAAGAGUUAUAUCAAUUUUAGUAUUUCCCUAAUCAGCGGACUUUUCGUGUGGAAAAAAAGGCUAAUUAAUUUAUUUUCCCAAUUUCAUGAAAAUGCCAAUAAAAUUCCCAAUUCCAAAGCCAUGGGCUAUCUUAUCAAAAGGUGGAGAAAAAAACCUUGAAAGGAUUAUUUAAAAAAUGCCCCUUGGAUCAAAUAUAGUCCCAACUAGGGUGUCACCAGUUUUACAUAGACUUGUAUAUUAUUGACUUCAGAUUUCAACUGUUUAUGCAAACCUAUAACCCAACAGAUAGUAGGUGGGUAUCCCAUAUGAAUAUUCAUAUACAUAUUUUGGCAACCAUUGACAUCCUUUUAUUUUUUUUCAAAUUGUAAUACUUAAGUAUUGUAAAUAUUCAUGAAUACCACAAAGUAACAAAAUCUGUGUGAUGCUAUGAAAACCAAGUUUUAAAGGUUUCCUGAAAUGUACAUGUGUUAAGUACUUUUUAUAAUAUUGCUUUUUAUACCCCCAUUACCAUUGGUAAUGGGGGUUAUAUAGGAGUCACUUUGUUGGUCAGUUUGUCGGUCGGUCUGUCCCGAAAUUAAAUCCGAUCUUCACCAAACUUGGUCACAAUUUGUAUCUUGAUGAUGUAUAGGUCAAGUUUGAAUAUGGGUUAUGCCAGGUCAAAAACUAGGUCACGGGGUCACUUAGUGUGUUUUAAACCGAAAGCUUUUUCGGAUCAUAACUAAGUCAUUUAUCGUUAGAUUUUAAAAUAACUUUGUACAUUUGUUCACCAUCAUGGGACGGUGUGUCGCAUGAAAAAAGUAUGUCGAUAUCUCCAAGGUCAAGGUCACACUUGGAGUUCAAGGGUCAAAUGCUUGUCUAGGCCAUAACUUUAUCAUUUAUUGUGAGAUUUAAAAAUCAUUUGGCAAAUGUGUUCAUAAUCAUGGGGCAGUGUUGCGCGAAAGAAUUACGUCGAUAUCUCGAAGGUCAAGGUCACACUUUGAUUUAAAGAUUAAAAAUGGCCAUAAAUGAGCUAAUCUGGGCAAUAAAUAUGUAGUUCAUUGUGAGAUUUUAAAAUCAUUUGUACAUUAGUUCACCGUCAUUAGACAGUGUGUCGCGCGAAAGAAUUACGUCGAUAUCUCCAAGGUCAUGGUCACACUUUGAGUUCAAAGGUAAAAAAUGGCCAUAAAUGGGCUUGUCCCGGCCAUAACUAUGUCAUUCAUUGUGAGAUUUUAAAAUCAUUUGGCAUAUUUGUUCACUAUCAUUGGACAGUGUGUCGCGCGAAAGAAUUACGUCAAUAACUCCAAGGUCAAGGUCAAACUGUGAGUUCAAAGGUCAAAAAUGGCCAUAAAUGAGCUUGUCCGGGCCAUAACUAUGUUGUUCAUUGUGAGAUUUUAAAAUCAUUUGGCACAUUUGUUCAGCAUUAUUGGACGGUGUGUCGCGCGAAAGAAUAACGUCAAUAUCUGCGUCAAGGUCACACUUUGAGAUCAAAGGUCAAAAAUGGCGAUAAAUGAUCUUGUCCGGGCCAUAACUGUCAUUCAUUGUGAGAUUUUAAAAAUACCUGGUACAUUUGUUUACAAUCAUUGGACGAUGUGUCAUGCGAAAGAAUUAUGUCCAUAACUCCAAGGUCUAGGUCACACUUGGAGUUCAAAAGUAAAAAAAUGGCCAUAAAUUUUGACGGCAUGUCAUGGGAAAGAAUUCAAGAGUUCAAAGGUUGAAAAGGCCAUAAAUGAUAAUGGCAUUAUAAUUCUUAAAAAUCGUUAUAAAUUUGAUUCUCUUGUUUUGUGAAGACAGCAUGCAAAAUAGUCUGUGUCAAUGCAGCACGUUGGGGUAUACGUCACGUCUGUGACAAAGCUCUAGUAAUAAAAUGAAAUGUAAAUAUGAUUUCUUGCAAGAAACUUGGUUUACGCCAGUAUAUCUUUGGAACAAUUGUUUAACUCUGUUAUCAAUUUGAUUGUCCUUCAAUGCGCGUGUUUUUUUGUGUAUUUGCGUGUUUUAUGUAUGAAUAAAUGUAUAUUACAUAUGUAAAUGUUUAGUGCUUUAUACUUGUCAGACAAGUCACAUUAACAAUGGAUAAUUAUUUUUAAUAAUAAUAAUUAAGGAGCAAUAGUUUCUCCCCACAAUUAGGAUUUCUUGUUUCUAAUUUGUCUAUAUGAGUAAAUAAAGAGUUACUUUCAUAUCUUUUUACAACAGAUUUGAUACAAUUUUUUAUCUCACAAGGUAUCUAUUUGUUAAACAUUUAAUGCUUAUUUAUGCUCCACAUGAUAAUUGUAGAAGGGCAUACAGUGUUACGACUCUCGGUAUGUGGAUGUAUAUUUAUGUGUGUGUGUGGGGGGAUGGAAAUGGGGAUGGCAUUAGUUUUUGAUAGGAACAAUCGUUUUUACAUCCAUAUAGGAUUUCGACCUUAAUCGGCAUAAAAAGUUCUCACAUGAAGACAAUGUUGAUGUGCAGCAUGCACCACCCAUGUGGCUAGCUAUGAGACCAAGGUCAUAUUCCUUCUAUGACUAUGGUGAAAUAACACAUUUCUUGAUUUGUGUGUCGUUAAUAAUAUUUUGCAUGAUGGGAUUCUGGAAGAAUUGGAAGCAAAUCAUCAUAUAUAUUUAUUGUUCAUGAUCUAUUCUGCUUGCUAUUUAGGUAAGUGUCACAAUAAGGCAAUGUGCUUUAUUAGAAACACGAAGCUCAUUGUUCCAAUCGGUAUGAAUAUCUGUCACACUACACUUAUGUUGUGUCCAGUGACAUUUAGUGGUUGCAUCCACGUCUUUUGACAAAUUUCUAGUUCAAGACUGUUACACAAAGUGUUCUUUUUUAAUUAUCCAAUAUAUAAGGGAUAUUAAAAAAUAACUAUACUGAUUUUAUGCUUAUAAUGAUUCUCCAAUUACUAAGUAUUAAGGAAUUUUGAUUUAAUAUUUUUCUCUUAAUGUAUUUAUAUCAGGAUUUGGAACAAUGUUCUAGGAAUGGUUUAAUAAAAUGCAACAGUUCCCCUGUUUCAACAAUAGUAAGCAAUUAAUUCUAUAUUCGAUAGCAUUUGUAUAUCAUUUAUUAUUCAUUAAAAAAAACAAUGUUUAAUUUUUAUACGCCCGUAUAAAAUACGGGACGUAUUAUGUGAAACCCCUUGGCGGGCGGCGGGCGGCGGGCGGAAGGCAUCACUUUGUCCGGACUCUAAUUCAAAUUGUAUUCAUCCGAUCUUCACCAAACUUGGUCAGCAGUUGCAUCUAGUUGAUAUCUAGGCCAAGUUCGAAUAUGGGUCAUGCCGGGUCAAAAACUAGGUCAUAGGGUCAAUAAGUGCAUUUUCAAAGGGGCCACUUUGUCCGGACUCUAUUUCAAAUUGUAUUCAUCCGAUCUUCACCAAACUUGGUCAGCAGUUGCAUCUAGUUGAUAUCUAGGCCAAGUUCGAAUAUGGGUCAUGCCGGGUCAAAAACUAGGUCAUAGGGUCAAUAAGUGCAUUUUCAAAGGGGCCACUUUGUCCGGACUCUAUUUCAAAUUGUAUUCAUCCGAUCUUCACCAAACUUGGUCAGCAGUUGCAUCUAGUUGAUAUAUAGGCCAAGUUCGAAUAUGGGUCAUGCCGGGUCAAAAACUAGGUCAUAGGGUCAAUUAGUGCAUUUUCAACGGCGCCACUUUGUCCGGACUCUAAUUCAAAUUGUAUUCAUCCGAUCUUCACCAAAUUUGGUCAGAAGUUGUGUCUAGAUGAUAUGUAGGUCAAGUUCAAAUAUGGGUCAUGCCGGGUCAAAAACUAGGUCACGAGGUUACUUAGUGCAUUUCAAGCAUUUAGCAUGGUGUCCGCUCUCUAAUUGAAGUAGUUUUCAUCUGAUCUUCACCUAAUUUGGUCAGAAGUUGUGUCUAGAUGAUAUGUAGGUCAAGUUCGAACAUGGGUCAUGCCGGGUCAAAAACGAGGUCACAUAGUGCAUUUCAAGCAUUAAGCAUGUUGUCCGCUCUUUAAUUGAAGUAGUUUUCAUCUGAUCUUCACCAAAUUUAGUCAGAUGUUACAUCUAAGUGAUAUCUAGGUCAAGUUCAAAUAUGGGUCAUGCCGGGUCAAUAACUAGGUCUUGAGGACACUUUCAAGCAUUGAGCAUGGUGUCCAAAACCUUCGACCGGGCGUAU
This is a messenger RNA of Dreissena polymorpha, 7218 nucleotides long. RefSeq names its product histone-lysine N-methyltransferase SUV39H2-like. The record is from RefSeq and is a predicted model, not a curated record. Gene Ontology annotation, molecular function: histone H3K9 methyltransferase activity; protein binding; zinc ion binding. Gene Ontology annotation, cellular component: nucleus. Bases 93 to 1877 code for a protein of 594 amino acids. The transcript has 7 exons. Lineage: Eukaryota; Metazoa; Mollusca; Bivalvia; Myida; Dreissenidae.